Molecule: messenger RNA, 2478 nt
Organism: Phyllostomus discolor (pale spear-nosed bat)
Lineage: Eukaryota; Metazoa; Chordata; Mammalia; Chiroptera; Phyllostomidae
Product: inhibitor of carbonic anhydrase-like
Exons: 17
Coding region: 89-2209 (706 amino acids)
Biological process (GO): iron ion transport; antibacterial humoral response
Cellular component (GO): recycling endosome; extracellular region; plasma membrane
Source: RefSeq, a predicted model, not a curated record
GACCCGCCCCUACCCUCAGGCCCUGGAGGGCAGGUAAAUCUCGCGGACGCCAGUAGGAGCCGGGUUGGUGUAUCUCUCUCCGCGGAGGAUGAGGCUUGCCAUCUGCACCCUGCUGUGCGCGGGGGCCCUGGGGCUGUGUCUGGCUGUCCCCAGGGAAACUGUGAAAUGGUGCACCAUCUCCACUCAUGAGGCCACUAAGUGCUCCGAAUUCCGUGACAGUAUGCAGAAACUCCAACCUGAAACUGGUCCUCUUGUCAGCUGUGUGAAGAAAACCUCCCACACUGACUGCAUCAAGGCCAUCGUAGCAAAUGAAGCAGAUGCUAUGACACUGGAUGCAGGCUGGGUGUAUGAGGCAGGCCUGGCUCCCUACAAUCUCAAACCUGUAGUGGCAGAGUUCUAUGGCUCAGAAGCAGAUCCACAAACCAGCUAUUAUGCUGUGGCCAUGGUGAAGAAGGGCAGCGGCUUCCAGCUGAACCAGCUCAAAGGCAAAAAGUCUUGCCAUACAGGCCUUGGCAGGUCUGCUGGGUGGAUUGUCCCCAUAGGCUUACUCUAUUUGGAACUGCCUGAGCCACAUGAUCCUCUUGAGAAAGCAGUGGGCAAUUUCUUCGCGGGCAGCUGUGUCCCCUGUGCAGAUCGGACAGCCUUCCCCAAACUGUGUCAACUGUGUGCAGGAAAAGGGAGCAACAAGUGUGCCUGCUCUACCCAUGAACCAUACUUUGGCUACUCGGGUGCCCUCAAGUGUCUGCUCGAAGGUGCGGGGGAUGUGAGCUUCGUGAGACACAUGACCAUGUCAGAAACCUUUGCAAACCAGGCUGAGAGGGACCAGUAUGAGCUGCUCUGCAGAGACAACACCCGGAAGCCAGUGAACAAAUAUAAAGAGUGUCACCUGGGCAAAGUCCCUUCCCAUGCCGUUGUGGCCCGAAGUGUGGAUGGCAAGGAGGACUCAAUCUGGGAGCUUCUCAACAAGGCCCAGGAACAUUUUGGAAAAGGCAAGUCAGCAACAUUCCAGCUCUUUAGUUCUCCUCAUGGGGAGGACCUGCUGUUCACAGACGCCGCCCAUGGGUUUUUAAGAGUCCCACCUAAGAUGGAUGUCAAGCUGUACCUGGGAUACGAGUAUUUUGCUGCCAUUCAGGCUCUACUAGGGGAUGGUGUGAGAGACUCCCAGAGGGUGCAGUGGUGCGCAGUGGGCCACCAUGAAAUGGCCAAGUGUGACGAGUGGAGCAUCACAAGUGGUGGCAUCUUAACGUGCACCGCAAGGGAGACCACUGAGGACUGCAUUGCUGCCAUCGUGAAAGGAGAAGCUGAUGCCAUGAGCUUAGAUGGAGGAUUGAUGUACACGGCGGGCAAGUGUGGUCUAGUGCCUGUCCUGGCGGAGAACUACAUGCCUAAAGAUGGCAACGAGCAGCUUGGGCUUAAGUGUGUGAAUACACUCACGGAAGGUUACUAUGCUGUGGCAGUGGUUAAGAAAUCCGAUGCCCACCUUACCUGGAACUCUCUGCGAGGCAAGAAGUCCUGCCACACAGCAGUUGGCACUUCUGCAGGCUGGAACAUUCCCAUGGGCUUAAUAUACAACCAUACUGGGUCCUGUAAAUUUGAUGAAUUUUUCAGUCAAAGCUGCGCCCCUGGGUCUGAUCCAGAUUCCAGUCUCUGUGCUUUGUGCGGCGGCGGCAGCAGUCCAGCCCACGUGUGUGCUCCCAACAGCCACGAGAAGUACUACGGCUCCAGCGGAGCACUCAGGUGUCUGAUUGAGAAGGGAGACGUGGCCUUUGUGGAGCACCCCACAGUCCUGCAGAACAUAGACGGAAAAAAUCAUGAAGACUGGGCUAAGGAUCUAAAGCAGAAAGACUUUGAGCUGCUGUGCCUCGAUGACACCAGAAAGCCUGUGACUGAGGCUCAGAACUGCCACCUGGCCGUAGUCCCAAAUCAUGCUGUGGUCUCAAGGAAAGAUAAUGCAGAUUUUGUUCGCAGAAUGCUCUUCAACCAACAGGAGCUCUUUGGAAGAAAUGGGUUUCAGUAUAUGAUGUUCCAGUUGUUCGAAUCCUCAACCAAGGACCUGCUCUUCAGGGAUGACACGGAAUGUUUGGCCAACCUUCAGGACAAAACAACUUAUCAAAAAUACUUAGGGCCAGAGUAUCUUAGAGCUAUUGCUAACGUGAGACAAUGCGUACCCUCUGAACUUCUCGAUACCUGCACAUUCCACAGAAGUUAAAAAUGGAUCAAAGUGGACAACUGCAGAGAUGCUCAGAGCCUGCAAAUAUGAUGGGGCCACAUUCUCACUUGUUUGCAUGUGGGCCUGUGUCCAUAUCAAUUAUCUUUGUAAUUAUGUGCUAUAACUGAUGCAAAAAUUGAAAUGAAUAAAAAUAGUUUACUCAGAAAACUUUCUUAAAUGUUCUCACAUGGGGAGAGAAUACUAUUUGUUUGUACUAGAAUUAUACUUCUGAGUUUAAUAUCUAUUAAAUUGUACCUUCUCUUAAAGCU